CCCCAACCCAAAAGAUCCUGUUUCUCCUCACGGUUACCGCUAUACCACAACUCCACCCAAAGCCAUAAAAACCAGUGCCGCAACAAUGAGAGCUAAAGCUUCCAGGCUCUGAAUUUUCAGGAUGUUGGCGCCAGCAUCAGCCCAGGUGCAUCACACCAUACGAUCCGUUGCAAGCUGCUUUGGGCUUCAUCAACGAUCUGUGCUGAAUUUGGACCGAUAUUGCAGAUGGCCAGGGACUGGAAAGAAGACGAUUCUUUCCACUCGUGGUGUGCUUGAAUCCAGCAAUGGUGCACCGUCCGGUGGCCUUGUGAGAAAAAGAAAGGUUGUGGAGCACAUUAUUCUGCUUAGAGCCAAGCCGAACAUCUCAGAUGCUGAAGAAAAAGAUAUGCUAGAUUACCUAUAUACAUCACAGUACCAGAUGAGAGGGAUACUCGCAGUCUCAUUAGGCCGCAUAGAGGACCCCAAUAGCGAGAACUUCACACAUGCUGUCUUCAUGCGUUUUCAGCAGAAAGAAGACAUUGCGAAGUUCCAGAGUAGUGCAUACUAUUCCAAAAUUCUUGAUGAGCACGUAAAACCUGUUUCCUAUGGCUCAGUUUCUGUAGAUUUCGAGUCCGAGGUGGAAGAUGACAUUAUCCCUCUCUUUCGUAGGGAAAACCUGGUCCUUUGGCAGGAUUUUAACUAUGGUGUCGAGUUUAUGCUGCUGAUAUCUUUCUUGGAAACUGCAUCACGAGAGGCAAUGGAGGAUGCAUCAUCUUCUCUGCAGAGUUUGAUCAGCCAAUGCAGUUCUUUUAUUGUGCAAGCAACCUGUGGUUGCUGUUUGAAUCCGGAAAAUGGAUAUAAUCAUGCUGCAGUAAUCCGCUUUCCAUCAUCUGAUGACUUGAAGUUGUUCAGGGAGAGCAUCGAGUACAAGGAUAUGUGGGCAUCGAAAUUCCAUCCUGUUGUGGAGAAAUCCCUGGAGCUGCAUUUCAGCGUUGACCCCGUGGGGAACCAGCUGAUGUAGAGCGUUCAUGAAUAUUCAUGAGCAGCUGAGCUGACCAUCAGGCUCCGAGUAAAGUUUGCUGCACGCCAUGGCCGGUGUUCUGUAUUUGUUGAGUUAGUAGAAGAUGGAAUCUGUUGGAGUUGGACAAGAUGGACAUGGAUGGGUCUUGCUGGGAGUUCCAUCUCCGCUCAUUUUUGCUGAAAUGUUUGUGUACCGAAUUAUCUUCAUUGCCACCUGCUUAAUUAAUUACUCAAGAUAUGAUGGAUGUUGAUCAAAGCUAUGGGUGGCAACCAAUCUCUUA
Messenger RNA from Setaria italica (foxtail millet), 1280 nucleotides. RefSeq lists its product as uncharacterized. The transcript has 9 exons. Bases 122 to 1000 code for a protein of 292 amino acids. Lineage: Eukaryota; Viridiplantae; Streptophyta; Magnoliopsida; Poales; Poaceae. The record is from RefSeq and is a predicted model, not a curated record.